AUGGCCGAAUCAAUGGAUGAAGAGCAGCGUGAGCGCCUUAAGGCCGCACUCUGGUUCGCGGUUGGCAAAAUCGUCGAUGAGGAGUCGCUGAAGCAAAACUGCAACGCUACACCGCAGUUCAUCGGUGCAUUGACUGAGAUGGUUUGGUCCCAAAUAGAGUCCGUCGCCAUUGACCUCGAAAACUUCAGUCGACAUGCCAGGAGGUCGACGGUGCAGACGGAGGACGUGGUGCUUCUGGCGAGGAAGAAUCCCGAUUUGUUGGACCUUGUGAAGGAGUUUGUCGAGCAGAAGAAAGCUGACAAGCUCAAGAAGGGCAAGGGCAAAGAGAGGAGAUGA
Messenger RNA from Colletotrichum chrysophilum, 336 nucleotides. RefSeq lists its product as uncharacterized. The coding region runs from base 1 to 336 and encodes 111 amino acids. Gene Ontology annotation, cellular component: Fanconi anaemia nuclear complex; FANCM-MHF complex. Gene Ontology annotation, biological process: replication fork processing; resolution of meiotic recombination intermediates. The transcript has 3 exons. NCBI's taxonomy places the organism in Eukaryota, Fungi, Ascomycota, Sordariomycetes, Glomerellales, Glomerellaceae. Gene Ontology annotation, molecular function: chromatin binding; protein heterodimerization activity. The record is from RefSeq and is a predicted model, not a curated record.